CCACAUGGCCAGUUCGUGUUAUCAAUGACUAUCUGACGUCAUCAAUGCGACCUAGUGUUACACUAGAUCAACAAAUGUUUGUACUAGUGUCAUUGAGAGGCCGUGAAGGAAGACCGAAAAUUGUCAGCUGUUGAUUGGUAAACAAAUGCUUUACUUAUCUAUAUAUAUAGCUAAACAUCAAACUCAUAAGCCUUAAAAUGCGACUGAAACAAGUUAAAAUAUGUUGAAGUUUCUUAUUAAAAGUUAGAGAAUUAUUUCAAUAGGAACAAAAAUGUCGUUUAUCUAUUUUGUUCAAUUGUCGUAUAUGUCGUUGCACUCUUCAAGAACUUUGUUGCACUGCAUGUUUUGUCCGCUGUGCCAUUCUUGGAUCAACCGUUAACGUACUUAAGCUUCAUGCUGUUAUAUAAUCUACCAUCCAAAGGUUCUUAACAUUUUGAACCAUCAUUUUGAACCCCUAGUCGAGGAAUGUCGUCAAAAUAUAAAGAUUAAAUAUACACUAAGCUCAACGUUACAAAAGUGACAUUAAAAGAGCUUCUAAAACAAUAAGAAAGAUAAUUACAGAAGCAGUACGGCUGCGAGUUUUUAAAGCACAAAGAUCUGUACCGUAAAAUCCUCGAACAAGCCCCCAAUCUCUGUUAUAAAAAGAUCUGUAACGGUACAAACAACAUCAACAAGAAAUACUACAAAAACGCAACUAGAUUUGUUUUAUUAGAGGUGACAAGCAUUUUUUCGGAAUGUUAAUCCAUAGUUGUUUGCUAUUGGUUUUGGUCAUCGGGCUUUUGAACUUGAACAUAGAAGGAUAUUUUGAAUAAUAUAAGAGAGACAUUAAUUUUAUUUUCUACAAGAGUUUGUUAUUCUAAAAUCAUUUGAGAACGUCAUAAAAAUAACGAAGACCUGUUACGUAGGUGGGACCGAGUAUGACGUUUGGCGUCGGAAACAUUCCAAGUUUAGGGGGGCAAAGGUAGGAAAGGAUACCAUGUUGCAGAAAUAAGGGUGCUUUAUCAAAGAGCUUACUUCUUGAAAAAAAUCAUUUUCCCAAAAGUUUGGGUGCACUUGCCCCUUGUGCAACCCCUGUUUUAACGUUCCUGGUUUUGAGUUACAAAUUAUUCUGUAGAUGUAGGCCAAAAUCAUUCAAAAAAGCACUUGAAAUCGAGAUCGAGAAUACAAGGGGCAAUUCACUCUUGCAAAUAGCGUACGGGAUUUUCCUUAAAACAAAAGGAUUUCCGAGAAUUUUUAGAGAAAUCAAUAGGAUUUCCAUCAAAGGUGUACGAGAUUUUCUUGGAGUGAUUUGCCCCUCGGAGGAAAACGUAGCAAAGUUCUUAAUGACCUGAAACAGGCUUAACAGCUGUAUUUGUAUAGACGUGAAGACAAAAGUGAUUUUACACAUAAAUACCAACUUUGUGAACAUGAUAUGCCACGAAGAUCGCGAUGGAUAGUUGGUGGAUGGUGUUAUUUUACGGCCUAACGGUUGGGGCUAAGGUUUUGAAAUCUGGGAAUGGCCCACUUCAAUCUAUAGAAGGGUUCACCUUUGCACAAUACGAUGUCCGAUGUGGAGGAGUGGUGAUACUGCAGUGUGUCACAAAACAUCACGUCACAAAAUUCUCGUUUACUCCAGGCGAUAGUCAUAGUACAACGAAGGAAUUUCAUUUUGCCACGAAUCCGACCCGUAUUUCUCAAAGAUACAUCAUAUUUAAAGAGACCUUUUCGACACUUUUCAAUGUCUACAGUUUAAGAAUUGACCUUGUCAGUAUUGUAGAAAACAGCAGUUUUUGGUGCUACACUUCAGAUGGGAAAAAAUUCGAGACUCAAGUGAAAGUAACGGGAACUAAAUGCCACAGAGUUCAGGUAUCUUUUAGCCAGAUGGAUUAUGUCUUCAAGAAAGGAACCAGUGCGCAGUUGUCUUGUAUUCGUCCAAAUCAUCAAAGAUUUCAUUCGUUCAGUUUUCGUAAAGAUUCAUUUGGAAAAUCGUCAGUCAUCAUGCAAGGCGUGCAAGGCUACCACUUUACUGACAAAUACAAAAUAUACGAGGAGCUCACUGUUAACUACACACUUCUCAAUUUCUUUAUGUCCGAUGAAUCGAAAGUUGGCUUGUACUACUGCAAUGCGGAUGAUGACGUCACAGUUACAAAAGUAUCUAUGGCAUGUCAAGUAUUAGACAAGUCGUUGAAGACCAUUGCUUUGAACCAAGGAGAAAUUGGGCACUUGAGAGUCAGAUGGAGGGGAAGUUUGGUACAGCGUGCAAUUUUGAGUUCUUGGUACAAGCUAGAAAAGUCUGCAGAUUUAUCGACAUGGCAGUAUGCAAAAAAGUCUGAACUUGCUUCCAGAUAUGGAUCGUCUUUCUUUGCUGUCUCAGACAGAAAGUACCUGAUAGAAGAUGACGGAACCCUUAUCAUAAGAGACGUAAAUCAGAAUGACGCUGGUUUUUAUAAAUUCAAACUCAUGUGUGGUUUAUUUGGUGAAACUGAAAUCUUAGUCAGAGUGAUUGUAAUGAACUAAAGGAAUGAGAAGUGGCAUGUUUUUUGUUUGUUUGAAAAACUUUAAGAAAUGGAAAGAAAUAUUGUUUCUUUUUGCUCGCAAGGGAUAGCAUUGCUGGAAGGGAAAACGAAAUAUCCUGCAUCUUCCAUUUUAGUGGGGUCAGGAAGAAAAAGAUAAUAAUAAACACGCCCGUUUUAGAGAAAUGUUAUCAGGAGUUAUAAAGAAACGCUUUGAAAAAGUGCAAGGUAGACUUACUAUGCUCUCAUAAUUCUUUCUACUGUGCAAAUGCUUUUAAACAAAAAUAUAUUCCGUUAUACCUACAACAAUUCAACUCUAUAUGAUUACACAGCCUUAAUGAUUACACAGGACAGCACAGGGGAUGGUAUACCGCCGUUUAAUAAAUCCGAUUACAUGCAAUUGAUUAGUUGCCUUAUUUUUUCUAGCAAGUUUUUCUGUACAAGUGUUAUUUGUCCGUGUAGAAUUGGCCAAAUUGUGAAAAUAUGGCAAUUUUUCAUUUGACAAUUUCAAAUAUUCAAACUCUUAGCAUAAAAUGGCAGGGAAAGCAUAGAAAGAUUGAAGGACCCUUACCGUAAUGGUUUCCUGGAAUUUUCGAAUUUCCGUUAUUUAGGAAAUAUCACAAUAUUUUGCCUUUCCUGUCGAGGAAGGAGAGAUAUAUAUAGAAAGGGAUCCCCUCGUUACCCUUAACGACAUACAGUGUAUGCGUAGAAUACAGUGCUUUCUUCCCAAAAUUUGCAGAAAUCUCUCAUGUCCCGUAUGUGACCCUGCUCGGUGCCCAAAAAACUUUCGUCUAUUAAAUUUAAUUGUAUCAGAACCAUUCUCAAUUGUUUUAUGUACUAAAAGAUUUAAAUUGCUGAUUGGAACAGUUUAUGAUUAAUACUUUUAUAUUAUAAUUACUUAUAAUUUUACAAUGUGCUGACAAAUCAACAUUUGUAUGACUCUUGCUGAUAAAUCAACAUUGGCGGGAAAAACAUUGUUGAUUGUAAUUGAAUUGAAUAGAAAUCAAUCCGAGAUCAGCAAUACAGUGUGUGAGCAAGAUGGCGGAUGAAAACGGUGAUGAAUCUCCUGAUGAAGGUUAUGUAUUUGUGUUUGACAGAAGAAAUGUGGACGGAAAGUCGGUCAAAAUACCACUUGGGGGACUUUUUGAUUAUUCUUUGUUUAAAACACGAGUUCUGGAGGAGUUUGAAAUUGGGGAAGAUGAGGAUUUUGUUGUUGUGAGUACCAGCAGAAUACCCAUAUUGGAUGAUUUGUCAUAUGAGGAGAUGAUUGAAAGUGGGGACACAUUGUAUUUGCUUAAUGAUGCCAAGCAAGAACUCCUGGCCCCUGUGCAAGAGCACAUUGAGUAUCUACCUCACUAUGACACUCUUGUUAAAAGUGGAAUGUAUGAAUACUAUGCCAGUGCUGGACAGAGCCCACUACCAUUUGCUAUUGCUGAGCUGAUUGACAACGCACUUGCUGCAACAGUUAGUAAUGAUGGCCCAAGAGAAAUCAAAGUUUUCUUGUGUUUUGAAAAUACGCCAGGUGACAAUUUGAUAUGCGUUAGUGACAAUGGCCGAGGGAUGACACCUAAAGAUCUCAACAACUGGGCCAUUUAUCGACUAUCAAAGUUCAACAGACAGAUGCAAGCAGGCAAAACUAGUCCGAUGAAAAAGAAGAUACGUGACGAGCCCCGUUCUUUGAACAGCGAUAUAAGUUACUUUGGGGUUGGAGGAAAGCAAGCCAUCUUUUUCAUCGGCAAUGCAACAAGAGUGAUCACAAAGACUAAAGGAUCGAAUGAUGUUCACGAGCUUUCUCUCUCAAAGGCUGAUUUUGAAAGAAAGGCCAAACUGAAAGAACCAAUUUACGCAGGCUUUAUAAACAAUCGCAGGAUCGGUGACUGCUCUCAUAUUCCGCAAAACUGCAAAACCGAGCGUGAAUUCGUCGAGAGCGAAAAAAACAAGAACAGUUUUACAAAUAUAAUCAUUGAUGGUAUCGAGAUGGAGACAGUGAAAUUCUUGAGGCAGAAUUUCAAAUGUCUCUGUAAACAGCUGAGCCACAUAUACCAUUAUUACCUUCACGGACCAAUGGGCAAAGUUCCAAAAAGAAAUGCUGGAGUCCGAAUCGAAAGUCCUUUCAAAAACAUUGAUAUCAAGGUGAUUCUUCGCGAAAAGGGGUCUACGUCUCACCAGGUUUCUCUGAGUGAUAUUGAAGAUGAUCUAGAGUCGUUGAUAGUAGAUUCAGCGGCAAGCCAUUUCGAAUUCAACGCCCACGUGCAAGAAGUUGGUAAAGUGGAAGGGGUCUUAAGGUACCAUCCCUUUUUAUACGACAAGGAAACCUUUCCUCACAGUCCAAAUGUCCAGUUUACAGGGGAUCAAACUGGAGGUGAUGUUGAGGAGGAGCUUAGGAUAGACAGUCGUAGCCCACGAGGGGACAAGCCAAUUUUCGAAUGUUUUUGGAACGGAAGAUUGAUUCCAUACACCACCAUCGAUUAUCUAGAUUGGUGUGCUCCACUGAAGAAGAGGUCUCUUGUUCCGACUGAAUGUUAUUACAGGGUAUCGGGAGCUCUGUUCACCAAUGAUUCAUUCCAAGUGAGUACAAACAAGUUGACUUUCAUGGAUCUGGAGGUGAAGCUAAGGGAUCGCAGUACCGUUUUCAGCAAGGUUGUCAUGGGACAGGAACAGAGAGUAAACAUUGGCAGAGCUUUCAACGAAUGGGUUAAAAAUUGUCAUGAAGUCUGUGACAAACAAAUAAAAUUUUUUGGGCUUGAUGGCAAUAUAAAACGAACUAACCCUGGUCAGAAGCGGAGUCAAGGAAUAUGGUCAGUUUACAGAGGCGUCGAAUGGGACGGGAAGGUAUUCAAGGUCGGCCAACUGGUACGAACGACUAGAACCGUGCCAAUUGUUGUUGGUAAACUAAAGCGAUUUCUCCUUGCUGGAAUAUAUGAUGAAGAUGAAGUUUUUGCGACAGGCGGUCAAAUGGAAAUCACACAGGAACCUGAAUCUAUAUUUGGUGAACUCAAAGUUUUCCCGUUAGCCAAGCUUGAUAGAGCUCCUUCUAUUUCAAGUCUAAAAGAGUUUGUUCAAGCUGAGGAACUCAGGCUUCCUGCCUCACUUUCUGUUGAGUGGCCUGAAGGAAACAAGGUCAGCGAAGACGACAAAGUGAGCGCUGGCUCAACUAUCGGGCCACUCAGAGUUGACAUUCUCAAUGGUAGAGGAGAAUCAGUGAGUUCUAUGCCUGGAGAUCGUCUUAGGAAGUUGCUCGUUGAGCUCAAAAUUGUACAGCUUUCCGAGACCAAAGGUGAAAAGACACUCGUGCAACACACCUGCUCACACGGAGGAAAAAGUUGGCCCUAUUGGUUUCACAAAAUGGAGAACUUAAAAGAUGUUGGCUAUCAUGUUAUCCAGCUUCGUACACAGUUAUCCGAUAAUACUUCGACGCAGAUAAAGUCACUCCCGUCCUUGGAUAUCAAGUUUUCUAUAAUAGAAGCGCAACCAGAUAAGUUCACUGUUGGCUUGCUGGAGACGCCAUUGAGGAUUGGGUUACCGUUUCAGAUCCCAUUACAACUACAAGAUAAAUUUGGAAAUGUUGUCAAACCAAGCCAAAACUUUGGUGAACCGAUUUUAACAUCAAGUGGUAUGAACUUCACUUCAAGCGGGACUUGUUCCCGAGGUACUUCCCUUGUUAUCAGAGAUGUCGUUGCUAUGGGAGCAAUACCGUCAACUGGAGGGAAGGAUUUCAACCUGAUGAUUCGUUUUUCUGGUCUGAAGGGAAAAUCCCAAUCAAUACGAAUUCGGUUGCUACCUGGUCUACCAAGUCUAAUCGAGGUAACUGAAGGUCAAAUUGUUGUGGAAAACGGUGAAAAAUUCCAGUUAGAUGUUGCUGUGAAAGACAUAGCCGGGAAUUUGACGUCACAGCCAAGAAUGAAUGUCUGUUGCAAGCUGUAUGGAAUUCCAAACCUCCCUGUGAUUAUAUGCGACUGCAGCUCAACAGGGAAAGGUACCUUGACCAGCCCACAAUUAAAAGUCAAACAAACGGACAGUCAACAGAAAAUUAUUGCCAGGAUCGACAUGCAGCAUUAUAGAAACGUUUCGAUGACCAGCCGAGAGAUCGUUGUUAAACCAAGUACCAAAGCCUCGAGGUUCGAUGUUUUUUACACUCCGCCAGGAAGUGAGAAACAAGUGAAGAUUGAAAACAACCAAGAGAUUCAAUGUUGUGCUGGAGAUGUUGUUCAAGGCCUUUCGUUCAUACUGUUUGACGAAGGCAAUCGGCAGCUAAGCAUUGAUUCAAACGUGACCUCAAAAUUAAAGGUGAACUGGGUUGGGAGACUGAACAAAGAAGAAGUUAAGCGAGGCAGACUCCCAAAUAUUAAGGCCCCUACUGCAGUCGAUGACAUCAAAUAUUGUCAAGUGUCCUUCAGCGUUGGUGAUAACACCGUAGAGCAUGUUUUCCAUUUAAAAUCAACCCAUGCUGCCCCAUCGACACUGAAGUCUUCCUGCGCCAAUGUGAAGUUCAAAAUGUACGAAAAAUUAUCAGCAGACAUCGUAGUCUCUCUUUAUGAUGUUUACGGAAAUAUGAUUAAACUGGAUCCUAAAGAUUUUACAGAUUUCUCUGUAUCUGGCGAAGGACUCAUGCAUUCAUUCGUGUCUUUCAUCUCACAGGGAUUUUUCAACAUAAGAAAUGUCAGCUUUGAAGCUGGUAUGCCAGGUCCCCGAGAAGUCACCAUCAAAAUGAAAGAGAUUGUAUGCUACCAAAGGCUUGAAAUGCUGCCAGGUGCUGCAUCAAAUUUAGUUCUCGUCGAUUUGGACAAUGAAGAGCCUGUAGAAAUAUUGAAUGGCAGUGAAUUUCCUAAGCCAUUGACAAUUCAGCUGAUAGAUUCUGCUGGUAACUUGGCCAAAGAGAAGAACGUGAAAUGUUUGUUAGCCAGGGAUUCCGGAAUCAAACUAACUCCUCCGCCACCACAACAAAGAACUGAUGCCAAUGGACAAGCUACUUUCAACCAGUUUUCGAUCAGUGCUGAACGGGGUUUGUAUCAGUUAGUUCCCAAAGCCAUGUUGCCUUCAGGAACAAAGGAAGGACCGGUUGUGCUCGUUAGCGUUGCACCUGAUCGAAAUAAGCCGGUUCAUGUGGUUGCAAAAUUUGAUGAAACUGCUGCUUUCAUUGCCGGAGAAAAAUUUCCAGUUGUUGAAGCCUACGUAAUCGCUGAAGAUCAGAACCCGUUGACUACGAUCAAGAAGAAAGAUCUUGUCCUGAAAAUCUUUAGCAGUAAAAGCGGAAAGUCAUCUGAUUCCAUGUCAAAUGCUCCAGUUUUCACCUGCACAUCUGGUUCUUUGAACAGCCCAAAGAACCAUUUCUUCUUCAGAGAGAUUGUCUGCCCAGAAAAAGCUGGCCAAUACAAUUUGGUUGUCCAGUAUAUCGUUGACAAUACGGUAAUACUUGCUUCUAGAAAGUUCACAAUCACUGUGAAUCCAAAUGAGGCAGUGAAAUUGGUUCCAGUUUCUGUCCCUGCGACGCCAACUGUCACAAAUAACAGCAAAUCAGCUAGCAGGCAGUUGGUGAGGAAACUCAAGUUCCAGCUCAAGGAUAAAUUUGGUAACACUGCCGGUACAGAGAUAAAGGGACAUCUGAAAGUGAAUGUCGAGGCUGGAGACAAGGAACAGGUGCCGAUGUUACAAAAUGGAGAAACGAGUGCCUCAUUUCAGUUAGAAAAGGGAAGUUCUAGCAUUGAAUCGUUAUUGCUUCAAUCUGGUUCGAAAGGUGUCGAUGGGAAAGAAUAUGUGCUGUCUUUUGAGGCUGUGCUUGGCGAUUCAGAGAUAACCAAAAUAGAGCCAUUUAAAUUGUCAUUUCUUUUCUAUGAUGAUGUUGCAAAACAAGCAGAAAUGGCCGAGAUCACCAAGGACAGAGAUCGACUCACUGAAAGUAUUGAUGCAUACCGAUUUCUUUUUGAUGCUUUGUCGCAACUUUACAAAGAGAUACAAGCUGCGUUGCGAGAAGCUACUGCGGAGGAGAGAAACUUGAAAAAUGAACUUCGAGUGAAAAAUUUCAACAACGUGAAUUCGCUGAAAACAUACUCUCAGUAUAUAUUUUUUUCGGAACAGAAAGAAGAGGUAUCGAAUGCACUUGCGCUCACGAGACAAAAGAAAGUGGAUUUAGAGGCAAUGCCGAGGAGGCAGUGUCGUCUUCCCCGUGGCCCAAGCGAUAAGGAUGUGAUUGGCAAGGUAGCCCAUUUGGCUGAGCUUCGCGAUGACGAUGUUGCCCGAGUUUUGUCCUGGCAUUUAGCUUCUGACAUGGAUUGCGUCAUAACAGUCACUCUUGAGCAGGCCAAACGGAUUCAUAAAGACUCUCGAGGGCGUCAACAAGUGUUACCGUUGGAGUCCAUCUACAAGAAAGGGUUGUCCGACUGGAAAAAGCCACUACCGCAUAUUCGCUACCCGGGUAUUAAAAGCUCCGGAUCCGUGGUCUACGCCCGGGAUUUACUAAAUUUCCCUGAACAUCAAGAGCAUUGCAAGACAGUGUUUAUAAUGCUUCUUGGAGAUACAAUAAUAGCAGACAACCUCGAUGCUGCUAACAAAUAUCGGCAGGAGGUUGUGAAAUAUACGUACUGUCCUACAAUACUCACCAGAACAGGAGAUAGGAUCCGCAGCAAUGGAAAAUUCGGGGGUCUGCAGAACAGAGCACCUCCGUUGGAGAGGCUUAGUGGUGUUGUGUUUGCAAGUCCACUGCCGUCUGAUUACCACGACGUCUGUGCGCAACUAGAUCUUCUGUCAUCUUUGGAGGCUGCAGCAGGCAAAGUUGAGGGGAAGAAAAUGGAACUGCAGGCUCAUAUCGAACAUUGUAACUCGGAAAAGGUACAAAAGGACUAUCAGGAAUGUCUGGAAGCCGAAAAUCAAUUACAAAGCAUCGAAAAAAGACUUGGACUGACUCCAAGAGUAGGCCGCCUUCCACCAAGUCUGUCCGAAUUCCUAAGGAGAAAUGGGGCAAACUGUGAUGACUAUAGAAGCGCUAAUAAGCGUGCAUCUGUAGCUGACGUCAUAAAUGAGGGCCCAUCACCAAGCAAAAGAGGGCGCACGACUCCUGGGCCACAACAUAACGCAAAGAAAUCUUUCGGUCAGAAGCGAAGGUGACACCUUAAUAAGAGCGUUAGGAAAACUCUGAAAACAUCUUUGCCUAACCUCUUCAGUAGUUACAUUAUGCUACUAACCAUCUUCGAAUGGCUGGGUCUUUACACGAAAUUGUGAUAUCAGGCAUUGUCCAGUUUAGAAGUACGGGUUAUUAUUACAACAAUUAAAGGAGAAAUCAUAUGCUGGAAAAACUAUAAAGAAGAAUGUUUACAAAUCAACACUGCAAAAACCACAAGUUUUUUCCGCAUCGAUGACUUUUCUUCGCCGAUCUUUAUACAACUUUUUUCUAGUACAAUAAAAUUUCAAACAAAAAAGCUUAUUGGAAGACAAACUGCAGUUAAUCCUUCCAAAGAAUAAUUCAAAAAUGAAGGAACUACAGUCAUUCUGCUGUAAAACAACGUCUGUUUAAGAACCCAGUUCAGCCAGAUAAAAUAUAUAUUUUCUUUAUUUUAUCCAUUGCCCUUGAACCAUUUUCAGUAACCGCUGACCCAAAUAAUUGGCCUAGGUCAACAUCAGAAUACAUGUAUUAGGCAAGAACAUGGUGUAAGAAUCUUGUGCCCUGCAAUUCCCACAUGCACCUCUAAAACCAAGACCGCAAGACCAAAAACUGGCUGAAUCUGGAAAGAAUUUGUUCUCCUUAGGCAGGGAUUUUCUGUAUUUAAUGAAAGUGGACUUUUUCAAGGGUUCCAGUAUUUAAUUUAUCUCCAUAGAAGAAAAUGUUACCAAAUAGCUCAAUAGUUAUAGGAUUAUUUAAGCAUGUUAAUUUGAUUUUAAAGGGUUUAAAACAAUUAAUGUGAUAUUAAAACUGACUUUAGCAGAAUACGUUUCCAAUAAUUAACACUCUACUAAGUAUACGAGAUUUCACCAACAGCUGUAAAUAUCUAAUGAUCUUAGCACAUUUGCUAGAUAUCAUUUUUGUAGAAAUGUUUCCAUGCUUUUUAUGUUUUGUUUAAUAUAUUUGCAGCUGUUUCAACUAUUCGUUUAUUAGUAUGAUUUCAUAUUGUAAGAUAAUCUGUUUGCUAUUAACACAUUUACCAGA
Molecule: messenger RNA, 10629 nt
Organism: Rhopilema esculentum
Lineage: Eukaryota; Metazoa; Cnidaria; Scyphozoa; Rhizostomeae; Rhizostomatidae
Source: RefSeq, a predicted model, not a curated record